GAUGGUAUAUUGGAGAGCUGCGCUGUGACAGCGGAGCUCUAUCCGGCGAAGCGCUACUGAGCAAACUCAAUCUAGUUAGCCAUGGCGGCGACAGGAGGAGGGAAAAUCAGAUCAAGAAGAUACCACAUCGCUUCAAAACCUUAUGCCAAAGGCAAACAGCAGCCUGGCCUGAUCAGUCGAGUGACUGAUACAGUGAAGAGCAUAGUCCCCUCCUGGCUGCAGAAAUAUUUCAAAAAUGGAGAAGUUCAAGAGGGUGAUACCGGCACAGUCGGGGUGGACCGGAAUAAUGUGGCUCCUCCCCCCAACGGCAAUGAGGAAGUCACCCCACUCCCAGAUGGACGAGAUUCUCCAGAGCCGAGCACAAGUAACACGGAACCAUCUACAAGCAAAGCGUCGCUGAACUUCCCGGAAGCUCUGUCGAGACCCCCGCUCAAUCGGACCCACCUGCACGUCCCCUCCCUGGAUGGUUCCCCUGCGUUAGGCGGCACAAGCUCCCACUUCUGUCAGCCCUCCACGUCCACAGCACCCUUCUCAGGGAGUCCUUUUGCUGUAACCUCCAACUUCUCCCUGGUAAAAGAGAUUAAGGACUCCAGCUCUCAGCAUGAGGAUGACAACAUCUCGACUACCAGUGGCUUUUCAUCACGUGCAUCUGAUAAAGAUGUUCCCAUGUCAAAGACUGUGCCGCUCCUCUGGUCCCCAGAGACAGAACGCACACAUUCUGGAUCGCAGACAACCCACUCUGGGCUCAAGAAACCAGCCUUCAACCUGUCAGUCUUUGGCACUUCUUCAUCAUCAGUGUUGAACAGUUCAGUAUUGAACUCUAGUCAGUUGGGGGAUUCACCCUUCUACCCGGGGAAGACCACGUAUGGAGGAGCUGCUGCGAUGAGAUCGGCUCGUUCACGCCCGGCUACACCUUACCAGCCUCCUGUUAGAAGACAGAUAAAGGCAAAGCCAGCUGGAGCUCAGCCCUGUGGAGUUACCAGUGCCACAGCGAGACGCAUCCUACAGUCCCUGGAGCGCAUGUCCAGUCCUCUUGCUGAUGCAAAAAGAAUUCCGUCGACGGUUUCAUCACCUCUGUCCGCUUCACUGAAUCACACAGACCUUGACAUUUCAAAUUUCCAGGCAAAGAGGAAACGGUUGGAGCCAUCAGUCCCUCCUGUGCAGAAGCUGGUGGUCCCUGCAGCUGCUGCAGUGUCUGGUAACCGCUCAAUGUCCUUCAGACCAUCACUUACUCCAGGUGGAGUGAACAGAGGAGUGGAGAAAAGCAACAAGGAGACUCCGGUCAGACAAUCCCCUCCAAUUUCAGAUCGUGCCCAGGCUCCCUCUCCCAGCACAAGCAGUUUGUCCUACCCCCUGUCCAGCACCCCAGUGACCAACAGUGCUGUUUCAGGAGGGGGCAAAAUGAAGAGGGAAAGGGCCAUUAGACCUUCAUCCAAAAGACCUGACGAUGAGGUUGCCGAGGAACCAGAUCUGCCUCCUGCCUCUCUUCCCAGCAAUUUCACUUUGCCAACAUUUAAUUUCUCCUCUCCUCCCCCACCCUCUUCACUCACCCCAAGCACAACACCACUUAUAAUUGUCUCAGAGGAACUGGCAGCAAAUAAGGAGUCAGCAGCACCAUCCACACCACCAUCGGUUCCCUUCACGUUCUCUUCGCCUAUCGUCAAGGCAACAGCUGCUAGUCCUCCAUCUUUCUCUCCAUCAUCUGGAUUCACCUUCAGUGCGCCUACUAUGAAAACAGGCCCCUCUUACUCCAGUGGGAAAAUUGUUCCAACAGUAGCACCAGUCAAAUCAGUGGCCAGUGAAGAAAAGGAGUUUGAAGGACCCUUCAAACCAGCGAAAGUCUUAAAACAGGGCAGUGUAUUGGACAUACUUAAAGGACCUGGAUUUGCGUCUCCUGCUCAGAACUCCAUUGAUAAGCCUUUACUGUCUGCAUCAACAUCCUCUGCUCCUCUUGGUUUUGGUGAUAAGUUUAGGCCACCUGCAGGGUCAUGGACCUGUGGCACUUGCCUAUUGCAAAACAAGUCCUCAGACAAAAAGUGUGUGGCUUGUCUUGCUCCACAACCCAACACAGACUCUUCCUCUAAACCGGACAGUAAAUCCACAGGAGCUCCUGCAAGCAUCAGUUCCCUCUUUGCUCCUCCAGCUGGUAGCUGGGACUGUGACACAUGUUUAGUAAGGAACAAAUCAGAUGUAGUUAAAUGUGUAGCUUGUGACACGGCCAAACCUGGGACUGGAGUAAAAUCCAGCCUGACUCUACCAGCUCUUUCUGAGUCCUCAUCCACCCUCUCUUCCACCUCUUCUACAACCACCACAACUGGACUGUUAGGAUUUGGGGACAAAUUUAAAAAGCCAGAAGGGUCUUGGGAUUGUGAUGUGUGCAUGGUUCAAAACAAGGCACAGGAUGUGAAAUGUGUAGCUUGUCAGAGCUCUAAACCAGGAGCUGUAGCCACGGCUGUCUUGACUCCAGCCUCUGCACCUGCAAGCACUGCAGGAUUUGGGGACAAGUUCAAGAAACCUGAGGGGAGCUGGGAGUGUGAGGUGUGCUCUGUUCAGAAUAAGGCAGAGGACCAGCAGUGUGUGGCCUGCACGUCAGCAAAACCGGGAGCUAAAAUAGAGUCCAAAGGUUUCAGUUCAUCAUUUGGCGUUCAGUCCAACAGUACAGACUCAAGUUCAUCCGGUUUUAAGUUUGGUACAGGCUCUACGGAUUUGACCUCUGCUGGCCUGAAGUUUGGAGGCACUUUCUCAGAUACUACUUCCACCACGGGAGGGUUUACAUUUGGAUUUGGGUCCUCCAACUCAACCUCCAAAUCAGAGGGCUUCAAAUUUGGAGGCUUCUCCUCGGAUGCAGCUUCUAGUGGGGUAAAACUUGGUAGUUCCUCAUCAGAUUCCACAGCAACAAAAGAGAGCGUGUCAAAGCCCUUUACAUUUGGUUCAUCCAUGGAUGACUCGCUUGAAAAAAAGACUAAAUCUCAGGAUUCUAGUGCAGGAUUUAAAUUUGGUGGCAGUAAUGGAAUCAAUUUCAGCUCUCAAGCUUCUGGCGCAGAAAACUCAUUUUUAUUUGGAGCUAAACCCAGUGAGAAAGGAAGCUCAAAUUCAUCUUUUAGUUUCUCUGUGCCGCAGUCCAAAGCUGAGAAAGAUGAUGCUCCUGCUCCCUCAGAAACUGUUUCAAUCACCACCACAACAACGGCAGCAAACGUCAUUCCUAUUUUUGGCAAGUCUUUAGUAGCUGAAUCUUCUGCAACAAAGUUUGGGGAAGAAUCGACGAAAGAGCAAACGCUGGUGACGUCCACCUUUACCUUUGGAAAAACAGAAGAGAAAAAGGACACCUCUGCACCCUCCACUGGGUUCUUAUUUGGUGCUUCCAAGAAAACUGACAAACCGGCAACAACCUUGGGCUUCUCUUUCGGUGAGCCGGACCCUACAAAGGAUUUUCCCAAGCCUACGCUCACAUUUGGGAAACCUGCUGAGUCAGCAGAACCUCCAAAACCAUCGUUUAGUUUUGGACAAAGUAUGACAGACACAUCUGCUCCAAAGCCCACUUUUGGCUUUAUGGGCAACUCCUCAAGUACCCCAGCUUCCUCCAGCUCCACCCCCAGCCUUUUCAGCACUCCCAUUACCUCUUCCCUGGCUCCCACACCUGCUCCCUCAAGUACCUUUGUAUUUGGCCAGAAUACCUCCUCUGAACAAACCAUGGCAAAGACUUUUGUGUUUGGACAGCAGCCGCAGGAUAGCCAGCCGGCACCUCCCGCUGCACCCCCUGCUGCACCUGCCCCAGCACAACCUUUUCAGUUUGGCUCGGGCACAAACUCCUCCUCCCCUGCUUUUACUUUUGGUGCUGCUGCGUCCUCCACCUCAGCCUCUAACGCUCCAGCUCCACCUGCCAACCCUUCUCCAUUUGUCUUCAAUUCUGCCACACCUUCAUCUGGCUUUGGCUCUGGACAGACCCCCAUCUUUGGACAAAGCGCAUCUCAACCCAGUGUUCCUGCAUUUGCGUCAGCAGCACCUUCAUUCUCUGCAACUGCUUCCCCAGCUUCUACUUUCGGAGCUACACCCAGUUCUGCUCCUGUAUUCGGUCAGCAAGCCAACCCUGCACCUACGUUUGGAUCUACUGCUUCCUCCACAGGCCAAGGAGGUUUCCAGUUUGGAAGCACUGGUGGAUUUGGAGCAUCAGGGAGCAACAAUAGUGUGUUUGCCUUUGGAGCCGGAUCAGCAGCUCCAGCAACUCUUGCCGCCAGCCCUGCCAUGCCUGCUUUAAAUCCUCCCUCUGGUGGGGGCUUCAGCUUUGGUCAGGCCCCUGCUUUUAACAUUGGGUCAGGAAAGAGUCCUUUCACUGCAACACCAUCUGGGCAGACUUCAAUCGCUGGACGCAAAAUCAAAACUGCUGUUCGACGCAGGAAGUAAAUUUUGGAAAGGAUUUGUUGUGGCUUGGGUGUAGACUAUUGGGACAGACACUGAAGUUCUUAGUAUUUUGAUCAUGGCACUAUGAUUAGCUCAUAGCUAAGAUUUUGGUUUUUUUUUGCUAUGGAGGUCAUUGAGAAAACUGAAUGGGGAACACUGGCCCUAACCAAGACUUAAAGAUGCAAAAUAACAUUACAAUCAAGCAAGAACCUUUUAAACAGGACAAUAAUCUUUGCAGCAUCUGCAUUGUGUGCAGGAUUUGCUUUUUUCUUUUCUUUUUGUAAGUAAAUGAAAGAAACAAUUUAAUGAUGCUCUGAAGAAAAAGUAUCGACGGGUUGCUUAUGCUUGGGUUGACUUCAUUAGGCUGAGAAAGAGACCUAAUUGCUGAAUCUACAGAAGGGUGUUUUUAUGUAUUGAAUGACCCGUAUGUUUUUUCCGUGCGCAGGUUGUAUGUGUGGUUUCUUUUGUACGUGCCGAAUUGUGUUUGAUGUAAAAACUUAGCCUGUGCGCCUGAGUGCCGUCUGAUGUGAGAAGCGAAACGAAUGUUUUAAGGAGGUUAGUGACGUUGAGGGCCGUGCACCUCCACUGCAGAGAUUUGCAGGCAAAUAAGAAAAAGGAAAAGUCCUGAAUUUUUCUCUCAAAACCUGUAGUUCUGAUUCUGUUCAUGUUCAUCUUGUACAAUUUAUUUUCUUAUGUACUCCCUUAUUUUGUCUACCCUCUCAAUUUGAUUUCAAUCUCUUUCUCUCUUGGUUUCUUUAUUUCCUGUCCUCUCAUCCUUUAACUUGCGCUUUUGAAUCAAUUAAUUGGCCUUUGAAUAUUAUAAAAAAUUGUAAAUAGUGACUUUUUCUUUUUUUUUUCUUUUUCUUUUUUAAUCUGUGAAGUUUUGUGUGUUAAACCAGCUUUUUUUGUGUUCUGUGUUCUGUCUUUUAGAAAUUAUUAUGUAAAGCCCUUAAUUCAAAGUUGCCCAGAUCCAUUUAAAAGUAAACUUAAAUGCCAAUUGGGGAUCCUUUGAAGACUAAAGGAAUAUUGGCUUUUCUGAUCCACUUUUGUUUGGACCAAAACCAGUAUUGUAAAAAGUGUUAAGUAUAUAUUUUUCUAUGACUUGUUUAAAUGGACUUAGGGUGACUUUGUAUAAUAAGGACAUCUACUUAAUUUUAAAGCCAUAAUUAUUACUGGCUGAGUGCUAAAUAAAACCAUGGGCAAUUGCCAUCAAUAAAA
Carassius carassius (crucian carp) is the source of this 5616-nucleotide messenger RNA. RefSeq names its product nucleoporin 153 (gene nup153). Bases 82 to 4401 code for a protein of 1439 amino acids. The transcript has 22 exons. The record is from RefSeq and is a predicted model, not a curated record. Lineage: Eukaryota; Metazoa; Chordata; Actinopteri; Cypriniformes; Cyprinidae. Gene Ontology annotation, biological process: RNA export from nucleus; protein import into nucleus. Gene Ontology annotation, cellular component: nuclear pore. Gene Ontology annotation, molecular function: structural constituent of nuclear pore.